AGCCUCUACCGGAUAGCCCUCUGACUCCAGCUUCUAAUCAUGAGGUGCUAGAGCUACACGUCGCUAAGGAGGCGGUCACAGAAGUUGAGGAGAACUUGCCUUCAGCUUCCGCCCAUCCGACGCUUUCUGGUAGCCCCGUUCUUACCCCAGGACUGUCUGAGACUCUCCAACCGGUCAAUGGCAACGAUACUGUUGCAGAGGCUCUCUGGCAAGGAUACAAGGAGAUCAAGGAAGUGUCCGUAUCCCGACCUGCACAGAAUAUGUAGACUGGCCGCUCACCGUUGCAGUUGGAAUGAGAAAGCGUAUGAAUACCAAAUCGUGGAACCAGCGAAACAAUUUGGUGAACUAGGCGAAUUGGACGGAUACAUUUUCGUCGUUCGCCAGAGAGUCGAUAAGAGGACUCAGGAAAUAUUUUCUUAUGUUGACAUCAAGUCGACCCCGUUACGAGAUGCCUUACGAGUCGUGUUUGAGCACGUUCGGCAUAUCGACCUGAGGAGCAACAAGCCUUCUAUACCACAAAACAUACUUUUCAACGUCCUGCCCGAGCUCAGAUCAUACCAACAACAUUCUACUCUGGACAAUCGAACGAGCAGCCACUUGGAUGAGCUUAUUAAGUUCACCGAGAGGACGUACACUGACACAAGCUGUCACGUCCAGUCGCUCCUGGCGCAUGGCGAGAUCACGUACGAUCUACUCUGGUCGCUCUUUAAACCAAACAGCCUCUUGUUCACGACUUGUUCCGGGACACGCAAGCCGCGGUGUGUCAGACACGUUUGCGGCGAAGAGAAGAAAAAUAUGUACGGAGCGAAAUACUGGAGUCUGGACUGUCGAUAUAAUGACUUUGAUGGCAAGGAAUUCGGGGAAGUCUCCAUCGAAGUCAUGGUUCCAAAAUUUCAUGGAUUGAAGCCAAUACACGAGUUGGAAGCCUUCCCGAUUCAAUAUCAUCCUCACUUUGACGAGGUUAAAUCUGAACUUAUCGACUGCGGGAAACGGUUCGUUUCCCUAAGAGGCGCCCACCAUCGUCACUGCAAAGGAGCAGCAUUUUUCUUGAGCAAGGGGGAGCCGGUUGAGCUGCACGUUGACAGCCGAGUAAUGAUCGAUACAGAAUCCUUCAAGGAGGCAAAUCCCACCUAUCGCGGCCCAAAGAUCAAUGGUGCAGCGACACAGCGAGCCGUCAGCAUCUCUUUCUUCACGUGGGGGUCCAGAUUUGGCGAUGAAAAUGACAGGAAUAAUGAGACCAACGAGAGCACGGAGUGUGGCAGGAGGGGUUGGACCGAUGAGACCGACGAGAGCUACGAAGAGGAACCGACCGAUCCGAGUCCUACACCAGAAAGGCAUGGUGAGGACCAAAAAGAUAUGACAGAAGAAGCCGUGAUGCUAUGCUGUCCGACCGCAAAGUAAACCUCGAAAGGAGGCUUCUGAUUGGAUAAGAACAGAGGGUCAUGUAGGUUAUAUAGGGCGAAAUGGAGGAAUCAGAAAUCGGAACCCCCAACAUCGACACGGAUAUUACAUGUGGGCGUAGCGGAGGAACAUCAACCGGUUUCGCCGGGCGGACAAGUCGGUAGGCUCGCUGAAGCCGAGGCACCACCCACGUAAUAAACCAUGUGGCUCGCAAGCCAACGAUCUCCCGCGCUAGGGUGUUAUCUCAUAUAGGUAGUUGCAUAGGCAGUAGGUAUGUUUCAUUGUCGCGUGCUUUUUGCGUUACCC
Durotheca rogersii is the source of this 1707-nucleotide messenger RNA. RefSeq lists its product as uncharacterized. The transcript is spliced from 3 exons. The coding region runs from base 178 to 1401 and encodes 407 amino acids. The record is from RefSeq and is a predicted model, not a curated record. NCBI's taxonomy places the organism in Eukaryota, Fungi, Ascomycota, Sordariomycetes, Xylariales, Xylariaceae.